This is a messenger RNA of Mercenaria mercenaria, 1100 nucleotides long. RefSeq lists its product as uncharacterized. The coding region runs from base 129 to 992 and encodes 287 amino acids. The record is from RefSeq and is a predicted model, not a curated record. Lineage: Eukaryota; Metazoa; Mollusca; Bivalvia; Venerida; Veneridae. The transcript has 10 exons.
GACUUCAAACGUUACUUCACCCGACGUUGACGUUGUAUCUUAGCGAUGUUUCAUUGACGUUAGCAUCAACUAGCGAGUACAUCUACACAAGCGAAUUUUAAGCGAUAUUUUAGCUAUUUAUUCGAGAUAUGGAGACAAUUUUAAUUCCAAGAGUAUCUACAUUGACGAAAGAUAUGGAAAUAUUUUCCAAUCUUGCAAAGUUUUCUGCCGUGACUGGUUAUAUUCCAAGUGUCAUCCCGACAUCACCUUUUGAAAACUAUCUAAAUAAGCGUGACAACAGACUGACAAGUUUCCUACGUUCUUUGAGAAACUCUGUCCUCAAGAAGUCAAGAGCAGACUAUGAAACCAUUAGUUAUGACGAAUUCAAAUACACAUUGUUUUCAUCUGAGACGAGAUUAGAGUUAAGAGAGCGCAAGAAAGCAUUAGUUCAGUUGGUUAAGAAACAUGAGGCUGCGCUGUUAGCUCUGAGGGAAGCUAGAAUGAAAUGUUGGAAAUCGAAGGAUAAGGUUGAGAAGUACAGACUGAUAUUAGAGACACAGAGGUCUGCAUUGAAAUACAACCAAGAUGAAUUGAGAAUAAGAUCCGCUGCUAUAAAGAACAUGGAAAUUAUGUUUGACAAAUGGAUGGCCAUUCAUGAAAAGGAUCAUAUUGGAUUUAAGACAAAAUUCCUUGAAGAAAUAAAAUACAGAGAGAAAAUACAGAGAAUUUCCAAAGACAUUGAAAUUGACAUACGUGAGAUGUUGACAGAAUCAAUCCGAUUGAUGAUGAACAGUAACAAACAGUGUGUAAGUGAAACAGAUAUCAGUAAACUUUCCAAGCAACUGUACAGUCAGACAAGCCGUGCAUACAAGUUCACCCUAGCCCAGAACAUACCAUGUCAGAAAGUCUGGAUUGAAAAGUCAAAAUACGAAAACAGCAGUUUGUGGACAGGAGACAUAAAAAGAAAGAUCAAACAUGCAGAUCAGACUGUUCGGGAAGAGAAGAUAGAUUGAAGACCGUCUGUGAUUUUAUUGUUUGUUACAGAAUGAAUCUAUAGUUUAUAUUUAUUAUUCUAUUGGCAAAAAAAGAGAAUCUAUACAAAUAUUAAAUAUGUAUUUGUC